Molecule: messenger RNA, 1316 nt
Organism: Dalotia coriaria
Lineage: Eukaryota; Metazoa; Arthropoda; Insecta; Coleoptera; Staphylinidae
Gene: Smug
Product: Single-strand-selective monofunctional uracil-DNA glycosylase
Exons: 3
Coding region: 240-1316 (358 amino acids)
Biological process (GO): base-excision repair
Molecular function (GO): single-strand selective uracil DNA N-glycosylase activity; oxidized pyrimidine nucleobase lesion DNA N-glycosylase activity
Source: RefSeq, a predicted model, not a curated record
AUUGACACUUGACAGUCGGUAAACAAUACAAUAAGCCAUAAACAAACGAAACGCAAAUGCGGGCUUCCAUCGAGCGUUUCUUUAAUUAUUUGAAUCAAACAUGAAACUGAUAUCAUUAGUGAAUCAUAUUCUCUGAAAUCCAUCGGUCUUGCAUCAUAAUCGGCAGUGAAACGGCAGCACAUCUUGGGCCCAUUACCAUUGAUUUUGAGCCUGGCAAGAAUCUCAAGAAAUAAUUGAAAAUGUUGCGUAAAAAGAUGAAACUCACAAAUGAACAUGAAACUGCCAGUACUGCAAAUGCUGAUUUCAAUGCUUAUCAGUAUCAUCAACCAAACUAUCCAAAACCACCGGCAUCAUUUUCUAAUUUCUACUAUCCAUAUAUGCCGCCGUACGAUAACGGCUUAUCUUACGAUGUCGGCAUAUCACGAUUCUUCCCAAUACCGCCCGGUUACAUUCCGCCCGGGCAGGUUUCCAUGCCUCCAGUGCCACAGGUUCCUGUCUCAGUGCCACCAGUCCCAGUGCCACAAAUGCAAGUGCCACCCAGAAGUGUUGCUUCGAUGAUGCCGCUCCAGAGAUCCAUCCCGACAAGCGACAGCUUUUUGCAAAUCGAGCAAACGCUCAACAUGAAUCUGGCGUCGCUGCAGUAUCAGCACCCAGUCAGCUAUGUCUAUAAUCCCGUUGAGUACGCCUACAAUGCCCACGCGGCGUUCGUCAGGAAGUAUUGCAACGUGGAGAAACGGGUGCUACUGCUCGGCAUGAAUCCGGGCCCACACGGUAUGUGCCAGACGGGCAUACCGUUCGGCAAUACUGACGUGUGCAAGGAGUGGUUUAAUAUCGACAUGCCGAUCGGGCAGCCGCCGGUGGCGUGUCCCAACAAAAAAGUCGUCGGCUUCGAGUACCAUCGACAGGAAAUCAGCGGCAAGCGGCUGUGGACGGUCUUCAAAGAUCUCUGCGGCAGCGCCGAGAACUUCUUUCGCUACUCAUACAUUCAUAAUUAUUGUCCGCUUGCGUUUUUCGAUGAGAAAGGGAAGAAUAUUACGCCUUCAGAUCUGCGGGGUCAAUUCAAGAAAAACUUGGAAGAACACUGCGAUCGAGCGCUCUAUUCGAUAAUUCAGCUGCUGAAGUCGGAAAUCAUCAUCGCGAUUGGUUCCUACGCGGAGCAGCGCGUCCUCAGCUGUCUGCGUAACAACAACCCGCUGGGCACGCGGGUCGUGCGUCUACCUCACCCCAGCCCCAUGGCAAAGAAUAACCAGAACUGGGUCGACAAGGCACCGGGCGUGCUGCGCGACAUCGGCGUCAUCCAGUACUUCACCAAGUAA